Messenger RNA from Dipodomys ordii (Ord's kangaroo rat), 2817 nucleotides. RefSeq names its product guanine nucleotide binding protein (G protein), beta polypeptide 1 (gene Gnb1). The record is from RefSeq and is a predicted model, not a curated record. Gene Ontology annotation, biological process: G protein-coupled receptor signaling pathway. Lineage: Eukaryota; Metazoa; Chordata; Mammalia; Rodentia; Heteromyidae. The coding region runs from base 122 to 1144 and encodes 340 amino acids. Gene Ontology annotation, cellular component: cytoplasm; heterotrimeric G-protein complex. The transcript is spliced from 11 exons. Gene Ontology annotation, molecular function: signaling receptor complex adaptor activity; protein binding.
AAUACCAACAUAGUUUUUUCUGUUUGUUACAGAGAAACUUACAUGUGUUGGAGACCAGACCAGAAGCAACUCUGAAUUAAGAUUGUUGGUUCUGAGGGGUGUCUAGAACAGAGACCUGAAGAUGAGUGAGCUUGACCAGCUGCGGCAGGAGGCCGAGCAACUGAAGAACCAGAUUAGAGAUGCUCGAAAAGCCUGUGCAGAUGCAACUCUCUCCCAGAUCACAAACAACAUUGACCCAGUGGGAAGAAUCCAGAUGCGUACCCGAAGGACACUGCGCGGACACCUGGCUAAGAUCUAUGCCAUGCAUUGGGGCACAGACUCCAGACUUCUUGUCAGCGCCUCCCAGGAUGGAAAACUCAUCAUUUGGGACAGUUACACCACAAACAAGGUCCACGCCAUCCCUCUGCGCUCCUCCUGGGUCAUGACCUGUGCGUAUGCCCCUUCUGGGAACUAUGUGGCCUGUGGGGGCCUGGACAACAUUUGCUCCAUUUACAAUCUGAAAACUCGUGAAGGGAAUGUGCGUGUGAGUCGUGAGCUGGCAGGACAUACAGGGUACUUGUCCUGCUGCCGAUUCCUGGAUGACAAUCAGAUCGUCACCAGUUCCGGAGACACCACAUGCGCCCUGUGGGACAUCGAGACCGGCCAGCAGACAACCACGUUUACUGGACAUACUGGAGACGUCAUGAGCCUGUCUCUCGCUCCUGACACCAGACUGUUUGUCUCUGGUGCUUGUGACGCUUCCGCCAAACUCUGGGACGUCCGAGAAGGAAUGUGCCGACAGACGUUCACAGGCCACGAGUCUGACAUCAAUGCCAUCUGUUUCUUUCCAAAUGGCAAUGCGUUUGCCACUGGCUCAGACGACGCCACGUGCAGGCUGUUUGACCUCCGCGCAGACCAGGAGCUCAUGACCUACUCCCACGACAAUAUCAUCUGCGGCAUCACCUCUGUCUCCUUCUCCAAGAGUGGGCGCCUCCUCCUCGCCGGGUACGACGACUUCAACUGCAACGUCUGGGACGCCCUCAAAGCCGACAGGGCAGGGGUCUUGGCUGGUCACGACAACCGUGUCAGCUGCCUGGGGGUGACCGACGACGGCAUGGCUGUGGCGACAGGGUCUUGGGACAGCUUCCUCAAGAUCUGGAACUGAUGCUAGUAGCAGCAGGUGAACGCCACGGUGACUGGAAGACCGUUCCCCCCUCAAAGGGAGACAGCGAUAGCAUAUCCUAUCCGACCACCCUAACGCAGCACCCACACCUCCCCUCAGAACCUCAAAGGGCAAGAUCUCUUCUCCUUCACUUACUGCUGAAACCAAGAGCACAACUCCCACCAAGAGAAGGAUCUCCGUGCUGUCAACUAAAACAAAUUGUGCAUUCCUUCCGGGGCCAUUGUCUUUGUUUUCUUUUUUGUCUUGGAUGAGUUUUUAAAAGGAAAUACUACAAUAAAAAUGUUAACCAGAAGGUAAACCGGAGUGUAAUUGUGAGACAGACACGCCUUUUCAAUAGUUCAUUUGGACUUUAGACCAGUGAUCCUGUUUUGUGGCUUUGUUUAUCCUGUAACUGUUUUUAAGUAUCAAGCUGUGUUUGUAGCGGGAUUUUGAAAGCAUUCACAUUUCCUUUUUACCUAUUUUCCUUUAUGUUCAUGGGUAAACAGACCAGAGCCUGGGCUGGGUCUCUGACAUUGUCGAUGAUGUGAUGUAGUCCCGGGCUUCUCCCUUCUGUCUCCCAUCAUAGAUGACGGUUGCACACACACACAGCGUAGUGGAAGAGACAGCUCAGAAGCAGAUCAACCAAGCACUUGCUGUGGUGGUCAGCGGUGCUUGGUCAGAGUCCUUCCCCUUCGCUGACCUGUUCCCCCACUGUCCAAUGCGACUUCUGCUCUCACCUUGGGUUUCCUAUGAAAUUGGAGGGAAGUUUGCAAUCCCCUAACACUACCCCACCCCUGCUGUCAGGAGCCCAGCAGAGAGGUGCCUGUCCUGUUCUUGGAUAGUCAGUCGGUUCUUUGUGUAUGAAACCAUGUACAAAUCAAUGUUUUGAAAAUAAUGAUCUCAGACUUUCUAAGUUAAAUUUUAAAAAAUUGAUUGUUUGCCAUAUUGGGUGGGUUUACUCUUAGAAUCGCAUGCUGUAGAAAUGCUCAAAAGUGCACAUAGGACUCGGUCCUUAGAUGUUCUUUUUCUUUUAAGAAAUAACCUCUCCAGUUGUAACCGUGGUGGCUCUGUCCUCUUGCUCGCUGCUGCUGCCCUGCACACGCCGAAAGCAGCGAGCGCUACCCGCUAGCCAGAGGGAUAAGUCACUGUUUUCUUUACUUUUACAAAAACAGACAGUCCUGUUGUGAAUGAUUGCUGUUGGAGUCUGAGAGAGAAGAGGAGGUGGGGAGCCUCUUCCCCACCGCUGCUUCCUUGAAGCCCUGCCUCUGCGGGCCUUUUGCGUCUGAGGCAGACCAUUUUUACACCAUGCAGAUCUUCCUGGUCUUCAUUGGAGCCAGGGUUCCGCAGCAGCGUUGCACAGCAGUGUUCUGUGGACCCUCCCCUCCCCACUCCCCCUCCCUGCACCCCUCAGAGCAGCAGUAGUGGCUUCACCAUCCUGUUUUCUGCGACAUCUGUAAAAACUGUGCUGUGACCAUGCGGUAGGCCUGGACCUGGCAAAGAAUACAGCGAAGCCCUCCUCUCCCUUCCACCAUCACUGUAGCCCUGCGCCCUCACCCCUCCCACCUUUCGUAUUUAAUUUCAAAGUCAGUGUACUGCAAGGAGGCUGGAUGCAAGAUAGAUACUAUAUUAAACUGUACUGUUAUUUAAGAUGUAAUAAAGCAGUUUGACAUGAGGGA